This is a messenger RNA of Hordeum vulgare subsp. vulgare (domesticated barley), 2642 nucleotides long. RefSeq lists its product as uncharacterized. Gene Ontology annotation, molecular function: protein binding. The record is from RefSeq and is a predicted model, not a curated record. The coding region runs from base 504 to 977 and encodes 157 amino acids. The transcript is spliced from 4 exons. NCBI's taxonomy places the organism in Eukaryota, Viridiplantae, Streptophyta, Magnoliopsida, Poales, Poaceae.
ACCCUAUCAAACACCCCUCCUCCCUCGUCCCCAUCUCCUCAGCCGCCGCCGCAACCUCCUCCCCGCCCCCCUCCCGAUCCCCACCUCCUCACUACCACACCCCAUUCCAAUCCCCACAUCAUAAUCAUCCUAACCUAGCUCCCGGCGAUUCCCUCUGCCCUGAUCCCCACCUACGCAGAUGUCGUCGGAGCCGCCGCCCGCGGAGCCCUCCGAGGCCGUGGAGGCUGCCAGGCCGUCGGCAUCCUCGAGGACCACCGCCUCAUCACCUCCGCCACAUCCAUGUGCACGGUGGCGUCCGGGCGUCCGAAGCGGCUCUGGGAGGGCUUGCUAAUGCUGGUCCGCGGCCUCGACUCCGUCGCCGCGUCGCUCGCGCAGCUCUCUGACACCCUCACCGCCGCCCACAAGGCAACGAUGGAUUCCACCGGCGGUUCCUUCCUUCCCUCGCACAGUUAGGUGGCCGUUCCACCCGCCUAAAUCUACCGAUCCACGAGGCGAGGAGGAUCAUGAUGCCGCCAGGGGGAAGCGAGCAUGGCCGCACGGGAGAGGAGCAGAACCAGAACCACCUGCCGGCGAUCCGCCGCCGCGACGAGUCCCAUCCCGCAUCGCUGUUCCCCGCCGUAGCUUCUCAGAAGCAGAGGAAGAAGAGGAAGCCAGCGUCGGCGGCAGCGGAGAGCGUCUCCGAGGGCCCCCUCGUCGAGAUCCUGGCGCGGCUGCCCUACCGGUCGCUCUGCCGCUUCCAGUGCGUCUCCAAGCAGUGGCGCCAGCUCUGCUCCGACACCAUCAAAACCAUCAAGAGGGCACCGCAGACCCUCGCCGGAUUCUUCCAUAACCGCCUGGCCGACAACCUCUGCUUCAGCAAUCUGUCCGGGGGGCGCCCGUUGGUCGAUGCUUCUCUCCCUUUCCUGCGCGGGAGAUACCAUAGAUUCAAGCUCCAGCAAUGCUCCACCAGCCUCCUCCUCUGCAAAUGCUGGGGAUAGUUGUCGGAAAACGACGAAUUCGAUUUCGUCGUGUGCAAUCCGAUGACCGAGCAAUCGGCCACUGGCCUCACCAAAGCGGUCUAACUCUUUUGACCGCAUGCCAUUGCCAUGUCUUGGACUCUCUCUGCAUGCGAUUGCACGACGAUUGUUGCUUGGCUUUGGCCGCUUCUGCUCCUGCCAAAACUUUCCAGGCUUAGUCAGUUAGAGUCUCAGCUGGUGCGUGUGGCAUGGGCAGUGGUCAGUUAGGUUCUCAGUCUUAUUGUUUUCUUUCUCUCACACAGUUAGGUUCUCAGUCUUAUUGUUUUCUCAGUCUUAUUGUUUUAUUUCUCUUGGCGAUGUCUCAUUCUGAAGAAGCUGGAAAGAAUGACUCCCUCUAUGUUGUGGUAUUACGUUUCAUCUAGAUGCGCUGCAAUCACAUGCUUUGUCUCAAGCUUAGUACUAGCUAUAGUGCAAAGCAUUUUUUUUUCUUCAAGACUGGACCGAAUAUGGACUGCAAAUGUUUCCUUUCUAUAUAUAUGAGCAGAUGCAGGAACUUGGUUCAUCUUUUCAAGACUGGAGUCGUUAGCAUUGUGACCUACUUUAUUGCUCAACUCUGCCAAAUAUUAUCUGCGAAAUUAAAUUAAUAUAAUGGUUAUGAUGCAUGCAGCUCACUUAGAUGUCAGUCUGAAUCUUGUUCACUUUGCUCUUCUUCUCACCCACCGUUUUCGGUUCUAAAUUUGGUUGAUACUUGUAAUCUGCCUUUGCUGCAAUUUUCCUGGUUCAAAUUUUUUCUCUGAAGAGGAAGUAGGAAAUGGUGAUUUUGUCGCUUAGCAUCUGUACCAGAUGUUGCUGUGAGCAACUGAUGUCUGUGCAAUUCAUAUACAUGCUGUCCACAGUAUCCCUUCAUUCAUCUAAUCCGUCCCACGUCGGUCGUAUGGACGUUUCUAAUCUGCUGCCUUCCCCAAAUAGUACUACUGACAUAUUAACAGCAUGUUCAUUCGCACAGAUUGUUAACUCAGCCCCUGCUGUGUGAUCUUAUUGAUGUCAUCUUUAAUCAUCGUGGGGCCAGUAAUCUCGCAUGUAUUAUUUUCAAAAAAUGCUUCAUCAACAAACUCAUGAAAUCUUUGUCUCUCAUUGUAUUUUUCAUCUGUUGGAUUGCACCCCGUCUUUAUAGAUAGAUAACAUCAUGUUAUCAUAUGCGAUAGAAAAUCUUGACUCUGUCCGUGCGGGGCUGGCUGCAGGCUCAUCGAGAACGACGUGUUCAAGCAGGACUGGCGGGCGCAGGGUCGGGGCCACAUCAUGCGCUACUUCGUGCUCAAGUGGGCGCUCUGCUUCCUCGUCGGCGCCCUCACCACCGCUGUUGCUUCAUUGCCAACCUCGGCGUCGAGAAUGUCGCCGGCGCCAAGUUUGUCGUCACCUCCAACCGCAUGUUCGCGCGCAGGUGAAGUACAAAGCCAAGUGUGAAUCUAUGAAGCGUAUUAACAAAGAGUAGCAUAUGUAUUAUAAUAGUAGGCAGCAGUAGGCAUAUCUGGGUUGUGGUGUAGUGUAAAGAUUGUAAUAGACAAAUUUAAUGUUGGUUUGGAGGAAUUUCAUUUGCUCUCUAGCCUGUUUGAAAUAUUGACUGCGAAUGUGAUUUGAAUACCUAUGAAAUGGCAAGGUGACAAGGGGACCAAGUUAUAAUAUUUA